This is a messenger RNA of Anarrhichthys ocellatus (wolf-eel), 1563 nucleotides long. It is a transcript of the gene gypc, whose product is annotated as glycophorin C (Gerbich blood group). The record is from RefSeq and is a predicted model, not a curated record. The transcript is spliced from 3 exons. Lineage: Eukaryota; Metazoa; Chordata; Actinopteri; Perciformes; Anarhichadidae. Gene Ontology annotation, cellular component: cortical cytoskeleton; membrane. Bases 869 to 1180 code for a protein of 103 amino acids.
CUCAUUAUACACUACAUUUAUAACUCAUUAUACACUACAUUUAUAACUCCCAGAUAUCCCGAGAAACUAAACGCCUCCUUGUCUGGUUUAUAACAUCAUCCGGAGGAGCUCCGUGGAUUUCAUUGAGGUUUAUUCUCUGUAUCUAGCAAGCCACAUGUCGGCUGGUUUACUGCAGCUGUAUGAAUCCAACAUAAACAAUUUUGCUGUGAUUUAAUUGCAAUAAACAGAAAAAAAGCCAAGAUAACUACGUAAUGAUGCCGUUUUGUAAAGUGUUUGAAUUCAUGCUUUAUUAGGUCUAUCCACAAGAUGAGAAACAAACAACUUUUAAAAUGCUAGUUUUCAGAAUGGAUCUCGGAUCGAUUGGUGCUAGGCUAUGCUAGCAUUGUAGUUGAAAUAUUUCAACUCGAGGUGAAUGCAAAAUUUCACCUGUUCGCCUUAUUCAUGUCACGUCAUUUGCCUCAUUCGCACUGCCCGGAGUGAAUUUGCGUCUACUCUCUUCCAUUCCCUACUUUGCAUAGACUCCUGUCCGUUUGGUGUGAACACAGCAUAAAGGUUGACUAGAGAUAUAAAGUUUUCUUUUAUAAGGUAACAUUGGGCCCUGAAAAGAGUUCCACUUGGUUAGUUUUGUAAUGGUUCUGUAAUGGCCUAAACGUGUUGUUGUGUCUUUCUUGUAGAAACGGGACAGAUUGACCCCAUCCUGAUCGAGCGCUACAACACGCCGGGCUUCGUGGGCUGUCUGUCAAGAGUUCAGUGGAACAGUGUGGCACCGUUGAAAGCUGCGCUGCGCUCAGGCCUGGCUGCACCCGUCAGCACCCAUGGGAUUCUGGUCCCAUCCAACUGUGGAGCCUCUCCCUUGACCAUCUCCCCCAUGGCUUCAGCUAGUGACCCCUGGCACGUAGAAGCAGCUGGAGCUGUUUUCCCCUUUAAGGAGGACAAGGCUGGUGGUGAUGGAGUGGAUCGCAACUCUGCCAUAAUUGGAGGUAUCAUUUCCAUGGUGAUCUUCACUGUCCUCUGCAUUAUGGUGUUUGUGAUCCGUCACAUGUUUCGUCAUAAAGGCUCCUACCACACCAAUGAGGCCAAGGGAGCUGAGUCAGCAGACUGUGCUGACGCAGCAAUUAUCGUCAACGACCCGGCCUUCACCGAAACCAUCGACGAGAGCAAGAAGGAGUGGUUUAUCUGAGCCCCUCUCAGCAACACGGACACAUGACGUUAGGAUGUAUGUAGUUUUCUAAGCAUAGGGAGUAGUAGUGAGGUCACUGCCUGUGGAACCCCGACGAGUGCCGAGUGGUGUAUUUCAAAACUUUAUGGACAAUAGACAACCAUGGCAUUACAGCGUUGGUAUUAAAGCACAGGGCACAGUGCUGCCUGGCAGAGCCUGUGUGGAAAGGUGAAGCAGUUUAUUUUAACUUUAUUUACAACGAACAGUGGGACAGGAUGACGGCCUUCAGAUGGUGUAGAGAGCGGCGCCAUGAGGUGGCAGGCUUCGGAUGUGUGAGUGUGUCAAUUACCUUUUAUUUAAGCAUUUAUUUAUGUUUUAAAUAUUAUUUAUUUAAUUUGUUAUUA